Messenger RNA from Hydatigera taeniaeformis, 609 nucleotides. NCBI's taxonomy places the organism in Eukaryota, Metazoa, Platyhelminthes, Cestoda, Cyclophyllidea, Taeniidae. The record is from the annotation of a GenBank genome assembly.
AUGGCCAACCUCUCAAAAGCCGAGGUGGACGACGUCCGUGAGGUGUUUGAGGUCUUCGAUUUCUGGGACGGUCAUGAUGGCAUGGUGGAUGCUAGCCGUGUCCCCGACCUCCUUCGAUGCACUGGGCUCAACCCAACCAACGCCUGCUGCCUUAGGAAUGGAACUUUGACUGUGGCAGAUGAGUUGCACUUAUGCUGCUUCUUUGAUCAUUUCUAUGAAACGGAAGUUCUCCAGGCCAUCACAGGAACCGGGCUUGACGGAGCCAAGCCUCUGCCAGCGGGAGGACUAGUGUCUCUCUUCCGCAUUUCAGGCGAAUGUCAGUACUCCUUCGAGGAGUUCCUCUCAGUGUAUCAGGCCAUAAAGUAUGAGAGCGCUCCACCCGACAAGGACUUAUUCAUGCAAGUCUUUAAAAGCUACGACCGCGAAUCUCAGGGCGUCUUGAGUUCUGCCCAGAUCAAACACAUUCUGGAGACUUAUGGAGAACGCCUGAAUGAAGAUGAGACUGACAAAGUGUUCGAGUUAAUGGGCUAUCAGCAUGGAACUGUAAAGUAUGAAGAAAUGAUUGACAGAAUACUGGAGGAGCCGACGGAACCUGAGCUGUCUGAAUGA